Messenger RNA from Zea mays, 684 nucleotides. Its product is annotated as protein ALP1-like. The transcript has 2 exons. The record is from RefSeq and is a predicted model, not a curated record. Lineage: Eukaryota; Viridiplantae; Streptophyta; Magnoliopsida; Poales; Poaceae. Bases 11 to 607 code for a protein of 198 amino acids.
GACCCUCAACAUGAUUUACAACUCCAUUGAUGUAGAGUGCAUUUCCAUGCUUAGGAUGAAGAGAGCCCCUUUUUUUGCUUUAUGCACGACCUUUAGAGAGAGGGGACUGGUAACUGAUAGGGAGGGGGUGUCAGUAGAGGAGCAAGUUGCCAUGUUCUUGCAUGUUGUUGGUCACAACCAAAGGUUCAGAGUUGUGCACCAGGCCUUUAGGAGGUCCAUUCAGACAGUACACAAGCACUUUCAUCAGGUUUUGUAUGCUGUUGGAGAGCUUAGGAAGGAACUUAUCAAGGCACCUAGCCCUACCACUCACCCAAAGAUCACUGGAAGCUAUAGAUGGAAUCCAUAUUUAAAGGACUGCAUUGGUGCCAUUGAUGGCACCCAUGUGCUGGCAAGGGUGCCUAGACACAUGCAGCAAGCUUUCGGGGGUAGGAAAACUAACCCGACACAAAAUGUGAUGGUUGCUGUGGACUUUGACCUCAAGUUCACAUACGUUCUAGCUGGCUGGGAGGGGUCUGCCCAUGAUGCACUUAUCCUGGCUGAUGCCAUUGAGAGGGAUGAUGGGUUCACUGUCCCACAAGGUAAUUGCACUACCAAGUUCACAUUGUAGGUAAAUUCUACAAUGUCACACAAGCUCACAGUAGAUUUCACAUUGUAGGUAAAUUCUACUUGGUAGAUGCAGGGUAU